CCCCCAUUUACCCCCCAAGCAUCAGGGAGUCUCUGAUCCCCCAUCUCAGCCGUCAGGGAGUGUCUGCCCCUGCGGGAUGUUCUCCAGAAGGAGCCAUGCCGAUGUCAAGAAAUCUACACAGAAAGCUCUGGACCCGAAGAAGGACGUCCUGACCCGCCUCAAGCACCUCAAAGCGCUGCUGGAUAUUGUGGAUGGAACUGACCUGAAGCAAUUUUUUGAGAUCAACUAUUCUCAAAUUUAUUUUAUCUUCUAUGAAAAUUUCAUAACACUGGAAAAUAGCUUGAAACAAAAAGGGAAUAAAUCACAAAGGGAGGAGCUGGACUCCAUUCUGUUUCUUUUUGAAAAAAUAUUACAACUGCUACCUGAGAGGAUAUUUUAUCGAUGGCAUUUCCACAGUAUAGGGUCAGUUUUGAAGAAACUUUUGCACACUGGAAACUCUAUUAAGAUAAGAUGUGAAGGAAUCCGACUAUUUCUUCUUUGGCUUCAAGCACUUCAGACAAAUUCCACAGAGGAGCAAGUGUUAAUUUUUGCAUGCCUAGUGCCUGGUUUUCCAAUGAUCAUGUCAUCAAGAGGUCCCUGUACACUGGAUACGCUCAUUAGCCCUGCUCCUAAUUUGCCUGAUGCAAAGAUUUAUCCUGAAGAAAUAACUCCACUUCUGCCAGCUAUCUCUGGUGAAAAGGUUGCUGAGGACCAAACCUGCUAUUUUCUUCAGAUAUUGUUAAAGUAUAUGGUAAUCCAGGCUGCAAGCUUAGAGUGGAAGAAUAAGGAGAACCAAGACACUGGUUUUAAGUUUCUCUUCGCCUUGUUUAGAAAGUAUUAUCUUCCUCACUUGUUUCCAUCUUUUACAAAACUAACCAACCUCUACAAACCUGUGCUUGAUAUUCCUGAUUUGAGGCCAAAACCAGCAUACAUUACUGCAACUCGGAAUAAUGAAAACAUCUACAGCACGAAAAUCCCAUUCAUGGCUGCUCGUGUUGUUUUUAUUAAAUGGCUUGUAACCUUCUUUCUUGAAAAGAAGUACUUCACUUCAGUGCAGAAUACUAAAAAUGGAGGAGAAAUGCUGCCUAAAAUCAUUCAGACUGUUGGUGGUACAACCCAAGAUAAAAACCCCGAGUUGGAAACUAGUGUGCUAUCAGAGCAAGAGAGAAAUCAUUCCAAUAGCAGCACUUUGUCUGAUAGGAGACUCAGUAACUCUAGUCUUUGCAGCAUCGAAGAACAACAUCGGACAGUGUAUGAGAUGGUACAGAGAAUUCUGUUGUCCACUCGAGGUUACGUCAAUUUUGUUAAUGAAGUAUUUCGCCAAGCUUUUUUGUUGCCUUCCUCUGAUAUAUCUGCAACACGGAAAGUGGUUAAGGUAUAUAGAAAGUGGAUAUUGCAAGACAAGCCCGUGUUCAUGGAAGAACCAGAUAAACAAGAAAAUAUUCAAGAUAAUGUGUCCAACUUGGAACAUACAGAGACAGAUUGCAAACAUCUUGCCUCUGGUCAUUCUGGACAUAAAAGAUCUUCCAGUUGGGGAAGAACUUACUCCUUCUCUAAUGCUGUUAGCAGAGGAUGUAUACUAGAAGAUGAAGACAAGAAUGUUAAGGCUGGUGCUCAGGCUUCAUUACAGGUGUUUUUGACGAACUCCGCAAAUGUUUUUUUAUUGGAACCAUGUGCCGAAGUCCCUGCUCUCCUGAAGGAACAAGUUGAUGCUUGCAAAGCAGUUUUGAGUAUUUUUAGGCACAUGAUAAUGGAACUUUCAAUGAAUAAAAAGACAUGGGAACAGAUGUUACAAAUACUCCUGCGAAUAACAGAAGGUGUCAUGCAGAAGCCGAAGGAUAACCAAGUAAAGGACAUGUUUGCUCAAAGCUUGGCAGGAUUACUUUUCAGGACUCUUAUUGUGGCUUGGAUCCGAGCAAAUCUGAGUGUUUACAUUUCUCGAGAACUCUGGGAUGAGCUGCUCAGCGUACUGUCUUCCCUUACUGACUGGGAGGAGCUGAUAACUGAAUGGGCCAACAUCAUGGAUUCUCUAACGGCAGUGUUAGCAAGAAUGGUGUAUGGAGUUGAAAUGACAAACUUACCACUGGAUAAACUAAGUGAGCAAAAGGAAAAAAAACAAAGAGGCAAAGGUGGCAUCUCAGAUCCUCAAAAGGCAACUACAGUGGGACGAUCAUUUUCAUUAAGCUGGAGAAGUCAUCCUGAAGUUGUGGAACCAAUGAGAUUCAGGAGUGCUACUACCUCUGGAGCACCAGGAGUCGAGAAAGCAAGAAACAUAGUCCGACAAAGAGCAACAGAAGUUGAAGAAGCUCAGCAAUCAGAAAAUACAACAGGAGCAGAGUCUAGUGGCCUCUUUGCAGACCAGGACCAACAACUAACUCGAAGCAGUAGCACUUCAGACGUUACAGACCAAUUUAGUUCUGAUUUUUUUCAAGAUAAAAAGACUGAGAGUUCGCAGAAUUUAAAUUGUUCGGAUUCCAAAUCCAUUCAAGACAAGAAGGGAUAUAUGAAGAAAGAAAAUGAAGCCGAACAUGUUUUAAUACGAAGGAGCAGCAGUCCAGCUGAAUUAGAUUUGAAAGCAGACUUGCAGCAGUCACUUGGAAAUCAUAGAGAAAGAGAAAUGAGUGAAAGUGUUAGCAGUGACAUGUUCAUUGGCUACAAUAAUGAAGUAGAGAUUAGCCUGGUCCCCUGGCAAACAUGUGAAGAAGAACAUGAAGUUAAUAUACCAACAGAUGUUUGUGUAGAUGCAGAUGCUCGUCACUGGCUGCAGCUUAGUCCUUCCGAUGCUGCAAAUUUAACAGACAGUAGCGAGUUCCUUGCUGAUGACUGCAGUAUAAUUGCUGGUGGAAACCUCAUAGGUUGGCAUCCUGAUUCAGCUGCUGUGUUAUGGAGAAGGAUCUUGGGAAUUCUUGGAGAUGUGAACAAUAUCCAAUCUCCUAAAAUUCAUGCCAAAGUUUUUGGGUAUCUCUAUGAACUAUGGUACAAACUGGCAAAGAUAAGGGACAAUCUUGCUAUAAGUUUGGACAACCAGUCUACACCUUCUCCUCCUGUUUUAAUUCCACCUGUCAGAAUAUUUGCAUCAUGGUUGUUUAAGGCAACAACCUUACCAAAUGAAUAUAAAGAAGGCAAACUUCAAGCAUACAGGUUGAUCUGUGCUAUGAUGACUAGGCGCCAAGAUGUUUUGCCAAAUUCUGAUUUCCUAGUGCAUUUUUAUCUCGUGAUGCACAUUGGCUUAACUAGUGAAGAUCAGGAUAUUUUAAAUACCGUCAUAAAACACUGCCCAUCUUGCUUUUUCUUCUUGGGUUUACCUGGUUUUACAAUGCUGAUAGGAGACUUCAUCACAGCUGCAGCCAGAGUCCUUAGUACAGACAUGUUGGAGGCCCCUCGCUCAGAAGCUCAUACCAUUCUUGGUUCUCUUGUUUGCUUUCCAAAUAUCUACCAAGAAAUCCCUCUAUUACAACCCAUCCCUGAAGCUGAUGAAAUCAUCACAGGAGCUGCAGAUGUCAAAUGUUACCUCAUAAAUAUUCUAUUGAAGAAUGCCACAGAUGAGCCCAGUGAAGCUGCAAGGUGCAUAGCUGUUUGCUGCCUUGGAGUUUGGAUAUGUGAAGAACUAGUACAGUGCACAAACCAUCCUCAAGUGAAGGAUGCAAUAAAUGUUAUAGGUGUAACACUAAAGUUUUCUAAUAAACUGGUAGCUCAGAUAGCCUGUGAUGUUCUUCAACUGCUAGUUUCUUAUUGGGAAAAGCUUCAGAAGUAUGAAUCCUCUCUAUCCAGGAAAAUUACUGAAAUUCUCGUGGCCACCAUUGCAUUUCUUUUGCCAAGUGCUGAAUACUCCUCUGUAGAAACAGAUAAAAAGUUUAUAGUUUCAUUAUUACUUUGCUUGUUGGAUUGGUGCAUGGCACUACCAAUGAAAACCUUACUAGAGCCAGUGUCUACUGUUCUGGAAGAUCAACAUUCCUCCAAAGCUCCCUUACUGGAUUACAUAUAUAGGGUGUUGCACUGUUGUGUUUACGGCUCAAGCACAUACACGCAACAAAGCCAUUACAUAUUGAGCCUUGCAGAUCUCUCAUCUAAUGACUAUGAUCCAUUUUUGCCAUUGGGAAAUGUCAAGAAUUCUGAGCCAGCACAUUCCUAUUCCACCCCAGAUUUGGGAAAUCUACUCACUGUUGUUGAGGAAAAAAGAAGAAGAAGCUUGGAAUUAAUACCUCUAACUGCACGGAUGGUUAUGACACAUCUAGUAAACCACUUAAGUCACUAUCCCCUCAGUGGAGGACCUGCUAUUCUUCACAGCCUUAUUAGUGAGAAUCAUGACAACUUUUAUGUGGAAUCUUCUGAGCUGUCUUCAGAAGUCUUCAGAAGUCCAAACUUGCAGUUAUUUGUAUUUAAUGACAGUACUCUUAUAUCUUACCUUCAAAUUCCUGCAGAAACGACUGUGGAUACUGAGCCAGCAGGAGCCCUCUCAGAUGUAAGAGUAAUUGUCAGAGAUAUCUCAGGGAAAUAUUCUUGGGAUGGCACGAUAUUAUACGGACCUUUGGAAGGCUGUCUAGCAGGUCAGACUGGAAAUAAUUCAUUUAUGGUUUCGGGCAGUCAUGAAGGGCAAUUUGAGGCCCAGACAGACUUUUCUCAAACAGAAGAAGGAGAGGAUGCUCUUGACGAAUUGCUAGAAAAGAUUGGAAACACUAGUCCUGAAUGCCUUUUACAUCCACAGCUAAAAUUAAAUGAGCCAUCACCACCACCAUUUGGUAUGAGCCAUGAUCAAGAGAAUGAGAUCAUAGAAGCCAUAAUAAGGCAGAGUGCCCAAGAAAAAGAGCAUGUACAUAAAUGCAGCUCUGAUUUUGAUAUGAAAGUAGCCAGUGAAGAAGAACCAAGUUCUGCUGAACCACAAGCACCAUUUUAUUUCUGUAGGCUUUUGCUGAACGACUUAGGAAUGAAUUCUUGGGAUAGAAGAAAAAGCUUUCAUCUACUUAAGAAAAAUUCUAAAUUAUUGAGAGAGUUGAAAAAUCUGGACUCCCGGCAAUGCCGUGAAACUCACAAGAUUGCAGUGUUUUACAUUGCAGAAGGACAAGAGGACAAAUGCUCAAUAUUGUCCAAUGCAAGAGGAAGCCAAGCAUAUGAAGAUUUUGUUGCUGGAUUGGGCUGGGAGGUUGAUCUUUCAACACAUUGUGGAUUUAUGGGUGGUCUGCAACGUAAUGGCAGCACAGGACAAACAGCACCAUAUUAUGCUACCUCUACUGUGGAAGUCAUUUUUCAUGUGUCCACAAGAAUGCCGUCAGAUUCAGAUGAUUCACUGACCAAAAAGCUUCGUCACUUGGGAAAUGAUGAGGUUCACAUCGUCUGGUCUGAGCACACCAGGAACUACCGCAGGGGUAUUAUACCAACAGAUUUUGGAGAUGUUUUAAUUAUUAUUUAUCCAAUGAAGAAUCACAUGUUUUUCGUGGAGAUAAUGAAGAAACCAGAGGUCCCAUUUUUUGGUCCUCUUUUUGAUGGAGCAAUAGUGACUGCAAAACUGCUGCCAAGCCUUAUAUGUGCCACGUGCAUUAAUGCCAGCAGAGCUGUGAAAUCUCUCAUACCCCUCUACCAGAGCUUUUAUGAGGAAAGAGCUCUAUAUCUUGAAGCAAUAAUCCAGAAUCACAAAGAAGUAAUGACAUUUGAGGAUUUUGCAGCUCAGGUCUUUUCUCCCUCUCCUAGCUACUCUCUCAGUGGAACUGGCUGUCUCGCUAUGAGUGCGAGUGCUGAUCUUACCGUAACCACAGGAAUACAGUUAGCAGAGCAGACCUCUCCAACACUACCCCCUGCCACGAAAACCUCGUCGCUCUGCUAGUGCUCUCAGCAAAUCUUCAGAUUAAAGCACUUUGGAAGGGGAAGCCCAUUCGAGGGAAUCUGAAAAACAAAACCAGAAUAAAAUCAUUUACUGUAUCAAUAGAACAUUGCUACGUGCUUUGGAUGAGCACAUAAGGAAGUAACUUCCCUUAUGUUGCAAAACUUAAAUUAUUGAUGGACAGCUAUCACUUGAUUUACCCAUCAUGCAUUACACAUGAUUAUUGUUGUCACCGAAAUAACUAUGUCAAAACUGGAUCUUUUUCAAUGUGUGAAGCAUUUAACUGAUGUGGGGUAACUCACUUAUUUUCCCUUAAAAUCUGUAGAUGCAAGUACAGCUGUCACAGGAAGGGGAUGCAAAGCAAGUAUUGAAACCAGUUAUUUAAUUUACUUUCAUUGUGUUGAUCGUUUAAUCAUUCCAAUUAUAGUUUAACACUUGUGUGUAUAUUAGCAAAUUUUGUCUAAAUGGAAAACAAGUUUUCAUUUAAUUAAACAUGUGUUGGACUUUUUCUCUUACGUGUGGGUGAAUGACUUGGGUGCUUUUCAGUAUGUCAUCAAGUGCUCCCUUCCUUUUCUGUUUUGAAUUGAUACCCCAGUACAGUUUUUGUGCAUAAAAAACGUAAGUAUCAAAUAGCUGGUUUAGGUAAUUUAUUUGUAAUCUAGGAAAGUGCUGCCAAUUGCAUAAAUCACCAAGACCUGGAUUAAAGUCACUUAGCUUAAUCUUCCCCUUUUAUUCAAGGGUGCAUGUCCCCAUACAUUUACUAAAAUCCUGAAAUUCAGCUUGCGCUGACCCUCGCAGGAUUGGACCCUUUGUGGGAUGCUGCAUAUUAACAUACCAGAGAGCAGACUUAAGACCCCUGCAGUCUCUCUCUUAGUGUUUGUUAUAACCAUCACAUGCCAAUGCUGCUAAACAUAAGGGUUUGCAGUUUUGGCAUUAUUGGUAUCUAUUAACAAAGAUUCAUACUUAUACCAUAACAUGUAAUACAGGUUAGAUGUUAACGUGUACAAUUUGGUUCAAACCAUUUAAUUUAUAUCUGUCCAUUUAUUUUUUUAUAGAAAUCUUCUUUUGCAGCACUAUCUUGGACAUAGGGUCAUUUUGUCAUAUGAAAUGUUGCAUGUGAUUAAUGCAUAAUGUGAGCUAAUCACCUUUUUUCUGUUUGUGUGGAAAAAUAAAAUGCCCAGUGAUUUCAUUUAGAAAAGCGAAUAUUGCACAUUUGCAAUAACUACUUUUCACCCAGAUUUGUAUAACUGGGAGCCAGUUCACAUCCUGGGUAGCCACACUGACAUAGUACAUCAACACGGCAAUAAUCUGCAAAUUAAAGUAUCCCUAAUUAGUCCUAGAUGUUGUAAUAACCUUCCAAGGACACAUUACAUUGUGUUCUUUUGGUGAUCUGCAUAUUGUGCAAAUGUUUUGGAUAUAAAAAAAAAUCAGUACAGUUUCAGUGAAUAGUGGGUUUGAGGAAUUAAGGGGAAUGUUUUGUACUUUUAGAAAAUUAAUAUUACCAUAAAAGCAAGGAAAAUAAGAGACACAUACUGUAACCACUUAAACACUUAAUAGAAGGUAGGGAAUUUAGAUUUAAGGCUGAAAUUCUAUCAUCCAUUAUGACUCUGUAUUGCAAAGGUCUCUAAACAGAUGUUGAUUUUCCAUAUAAUAAUGCUGUAAUACCUAGGAACAACAGGGUAUGAAAUGGGUGGAGUUUCAAAACUGAAUUUCCUGACCCUUUUUUUGUUUGGUGGAGGGACAGGGAGUAGUUGUCAGACACCUAAUGUUACCAUAAGUUUGUUUUUUGACAUUUUGGCUACUAGUGUUAGUAUAUAUGCCUGAUUUUUGUAUCAUACCCCUGUAACCUUCCUAAUCUUCCUCAGGUCUAGUUAACAUAGUCUCUGUUUGUUUGUGUUUGUUAAGCUGGAUGCACACCUGAAAAACUUAAUGUGACUUCUUACCUGAACUGAAGGGGAGCUACUUUAAGUGAAGCUAAAUGCACCAAUGGGUAGCCAUUAUUAUUUGGACUUUUUGUUGUUGCACUCAGUUUCUGUGUAUACAUUAAGUGAAUGUUUAUUUUCACGUUGACAGUGAUCUGUGCUUAUUCUCUGUAAAUAAUGAAUGCUAUUUGAUAAAUCUUUACAGUAAUAUUAAGUUAUAGCUUGGCAUUUUGUUACUGACUUUAUGUAAUAGUUUAUUUGGUUCUAGUGGCAACCAAUUUACCAGGAAAAAUUAAAAUUGGAUGCACUCAUUAUCCAGAGCAGAAACUAGAAAUUGUUGCUUGUGUUGUUAGUACAUAGACUACACUAGCUAGCAUGUACAGGUAAAUGCAGCCAGCCUCCUGGCACAGGGCAUAAUUAAUUGCUAACAUUUCAGACUGCCAUUUGACUUUCUGUUCAAAUCUUGUUCUUUGCGUCUUCCUGAUUGUUUGUCUAUAAAGUUACAAAAAAAUGUG
This is a messenger RNA of Malaclemys terrapin pileata, 8231 nucleotides long. It is a transcript of the gene RALGAPA2, whose product is annotated as Ral GTPase activating protein catalytic subunit alpha 2. The record is from RefSeq and is a predicted model, not a curated record. The coding region runs from base 77 to 5797 and encodes 1906 amino acids. NCBI's taxonomy places the organism in Eukaryota, Metazoa, Chordata, Testudines, Emydidae. Gene Ontology annotation, cellular component: cytoplasm; nucleus. Gene Ontology annotation, molecular function: GTPase activator activity. The transcript has 39 exons. Gene Ontology annotation, biological process: regulation of small GTPase mediated signal transduction; positive regulation of GTPase activity.